Messenger RNA from Teleopsis dalmanni, 2008 nucleotides. RefSeq lists its product as uncharacterized. The record is from RefSeq and is a predicted model, not a curated record. Gene Ontology annotation, molecular function: mRNA binding. Gene Ontology annotation, biological process: negative regulation of translation. NCBI's taxonomy places the organism in Eukaryota, Metazoa, Arthropoda, Insecta, Diptera, Diopsidae. The transcript is spliced from 4 exons. Gene Ontology annotation, cellular component: nucleus; cytoplasm. Bases 362 to 2008 code for a protein of 548 amino acids.
AACUGUGCUGAACAAUGACACUGUUUUGUGCACUCUUUCUGUGGUUAUAAGCUCGAUAUAUUUGCUUUGCUUUUUCUUUAUAUGUGAUUUUGUAUAAAUAUAAUUCGUUGUCAAAUUCUUAAAGUUGUGACCCCGAAGUGUGAAAGUAAUUGAAUGAAGUGUGAAUUUAUAUUUUAAUCCCAAUAGAAAAAUUUUAGAAUUAAAAAAGACCUUCAAAAAAGUACUUCGUGGAAUUUAGAAAAUCUCGCAAUUUUAGCAUAUACAUAUUUUGGCUAUAGAAUAAAUAGAAGUAUACGAGUAAAACUGGGCAAAUUCCAAUUUAUUGAAUUAACGGUACCUUUGAAAUCGGGAUCUCUAUAAUAUGAAUUUGGAUGUAAUGCCGUCAAGCAGCAAUAUAAAUUCUAACAUGGAAAAAAAAAUUUUAAGUUCAGAUAGUGUUAUUAGGCGUUAUACCCGUUCCUCUUUAUAUCUUUUGCGAAAUGACUCCCGUUCACAGAAAAGACCAGAGUGUUCGCUUCGAUAUGAGCUGCAAAUGUUAGGACUUUGGAAAACUACUUUUUUGCAAAACGAUGUAACGAAUGAAAGUGCAAAUCAGUCAUCUAUAAUUAAUUUUGUAAAUGAUAGGAGUUUUCGUUCAAAUGCCAGUAACAAUAACAAUUCCUCACAAUUAUCAACAUAUUUGCCAACAAAUACCGGAUUUCACAAUAAUCAGAAGACUUAUAUAGAUCAUCGUAGUAUUUCCUCCGCUCAUUUAAUGCCAGCAUUUGCUAAACGUCGCAUUAUUGCGAAUUGUCCUACUCCUAAUUAUAUGUCUAAUCCUCGAUCAGAAUGCAUAAAUGAAUCUAAAGAUCCUAAUUAUAUUAAACGCCAAGUAAUCAAGGAACGUACAUUUGAAAAUCAUCAAAGAUCUGAUAUAUCAAACAUAUCACCCAAAAAAAAAUCAAAUGCUGAGAAUGACGUUGAUCAAUGUAGCGAACAAGAGGCUUCGCCGUCCUUAUCUUUAUUAUCAACUACACCUUCGAAAACGCCAAACAAUGGAAAUCAAGAAAGGCGUAUUGGAAGUGGACGUUUGUUAUCACGUGAUAUAAGUUGGGACUAUAAAGGACAAGAUAAGGAUAGAACUAUUCCAGUAAUGAAUAAAGAAAUUUCGUUAUCAAAUAAUCAAUUAAAUCAAAAACGCAAUAUAUUACGCUAUAAUGAACGCAUAGAAAGACGUGCCUAUGAUCGAAACUUAAUUGAAUCGGGUGAAAAAAUUGAAAGCUUUAAAAAUGAUAUUUUAAAAGCAGGCAACACUAGAUAUAUGGCUUCAAACGAAAGUAUUAAAUUGGAUUAUACAUCAAAUCGCCAACUUAUACCCGGACGUAAUCGACGUAAUCAUUUCAAUGAGCGCAAAACAGAACCUGAAUGGUUCAGUGAAGGUCCUACAUCGAAAUUAGAUACAAUAGAACUUCGUGGUUUUGAAGAAAUUGAUGAUGAUACAGGAAUCUUUAACAAUGCAAAUAAAAGUGAAGCUACCGAUCCAGACGAUGAUGGUCUUAAUUCUUAUAUUGAAGAUAAAGAAUUAGAAGAAAAUGACGAUAAAAAUUUGAGAUGCUUGGAACGGAAUAUAUCAGACAUCCAGCACACUAAAAAGAAUAUAUUAAAUGAAAAUAAUUUCGUUAUAAAUAAUAAACCUAGCAAGACCAUUUUUGAAAAAAUACAACAUCCAAAAAAAAACGAAGCAAAAAAUAAAUCUACUAAUAACUUUUCGAAAAGUACAGAUAUUAACAAUUACAAUAGCAACGAUUCUUUAAAAGCUAUAUUUAAUUUUGAGAAUUUUUUGAGUAUAGAUUCCCUGGAACAUACAAUAAUGAGUAACGAUCAACAUAAAAACUUUGACGACUUUGGAAAUUCACGGUUUACACAAUGGUUUGCGAAUAAAAGAGACCAACCUCAAAAUAAUAGUACACAGUGCGAUAAAAAUGGUAUGUGUUAUUUGACUAUAGCUGUACGGCAAUUAAACAGCUAA